Messenger RNA from Vespula pensylvanica (western yellowjacket), 4679 nucleotides. RefSeq names its product glucose transporter type 1 (gene Glut1). The transcript is spliced from 15 exons. Bases 1639 to 4386 code for a protein of 915 amino acids. Gene Ontology annotation, biological process: monosaccharide transmembrane transport. NCBI's taxonomy places the organism in Eukaryota, Metazoa, Arthropoda, Insecta, Hymenoptera, Vespidae. Gene Ontology annotation, cellular component: membrane. The record is from RefSeq and is a predicted model, not a curated record. Gene Ontology annotation, molecular function: hexose transmembrane transporter activity.
AAAACAAAAAACAAGAAAAAAGAUACGAGUAAGAGACAGCGUUUUUGAUUGAAUAUUGUGUUGUUGAAAUUGUUGAAAUGGAAGGUUUCGUUAAGAGAUCGGUUAUGUCGAAGCUAGUUAAGUCAGUUGAAAUACGAAUGACUCGACGUAUCGAGAAAUUCUAAGGAAAAGAAACAAAUAUCGCGAAGGUCAUUCGGAUAUAAAAUGGUGUCAAUCUAAAUUUACGCGCUACUUCGAUGAUCAUGCGUACGCUUGUUCGAGAUCCACUUUUUUCUUUUCCUUCUAUUUAAACGUGAAUCGUUCUUUAACUCUGUUACACAAAUGCAGAAACAUUAAUUGCGACGGUUGCAAGGAUAAUUUCUCGAAAUGACAAAGAUAAUGUUAAUGGAGUAACGCGACGUCUCGCAUUGUCAGGGCAACGAAUUAAGUUUUCCCCGUGAUAGGAGAGCCUUACACGGCAUUGCUCUUCAGAGAAUGAAGAUAUCGAUCGACGUGAAAGUCGAUGGGGGAACAAUGUAACUCGUUCUCGAGUUAACGAGUCAAGUUUUUCUUUAAACAUUUAAAGAAUCUCUCCUAGCGAUAAUGCGAGACAAUGAAUGCUCAACACCUGCAGCUUGGUUAUAUUCAACGGUGAAUACAAACGUACAUAUGUGUAGGUAUAUACCGAUCAACGAAAUUAUCUAUUAGAAAUCUUGACAGCUUCAACGCGAGCAGAGCGAUCGUUUUGUUAGUAGGAAACGAGCAGCGCGCAACAAAUACGUACAAACGAUUCCAAGACGGAGAUAGACGUAUCUAUAUUUCGAAAUAAGGAAACUAAACGAGAGCCUCGAAUGUAAAUUCAAAUAGCGAGAGAAAGAGGAGGGCGUAAAUAAUAGUGGUAGGGAGAGAUUCGACGAAUCUCGUAGAGACCUCAAUGGUUAUGCACUCGUUAGUCGAGCGAGAACCGUCGCCGGAAUGACCUCGCUUAUCUAAACUCGCGUUCAAACCUUACUUCUUCCACUUUUACCUCCUUGUCUUUCUUACUUUUUAUCUUUUCUUUUUCUUUUCUUUCCCCUCCCCCCUCCAAGCUCCAUCCAGAGAUUCCAACGUUCAUGAGGACGGAUUUACUAGCCUUCUCGUAACGAUCCGUGUGCGCGGUCCGUACGCGAAAAUCUAAUAAUACGCGUGCGUGUCCCAUAUAGAUUCCGUAUUAUUGACGUGUACACACGUACGUACGUGUCUCUGCGUUUAACGAGUCAAUUGUGUGUACAGGAAAAAGGUAAAAUAAUUCGUAUAUCGAAACAAAGCCGAAGACGAUUGAAUCGAAGAGCGGGCUCUGGUAGAAGAUUGCUAAGUGAUUUAACGGAGACAAAAGCGUCGUCCUCUUUUUCGUUGAUUUUAUUUAACAUUGAGCGUCGUGCAAGACCAUCCACAGAUUUUCUCGCGUAUCUUGCUUUUCUGCUACUAUUUCAAGGAGAUAAAAUACGCUUGUUUAUUCUUUUCGCGAGAACGGGAGCCAAAACGAUAAGGACCAAAACGAAGACGAAAAGUGAAAUCGUGGCGUACGUCGCUUGGAAAUAUACAUCGAAGAGAGAAACGUUGUUGGCGCCUUGUCUAAUCGCCUGGCACGAUGGCUUGCAAAGUUACUAAGCCCGAACGAUGGCCGAUCCACGCGGCUUCAAACCAAUAAAUCAGUUGUGGCAGAGCGUGGCAGUAUCAACGGAUCCGGAUUCGGAAUACUUGUACGAGGAGAUUUCGGGCCUUUCGGGGUCCCAGGAUACCGAGGCAGGGCCGGCGGGGGCCGCCGUCGUUGGAGAGGAGGAAGAGGGAGAGGAGGAAGAAGAAGAGGGAGGAGAGGGAGAAGGAGAGGAGGAGGAGGAGGAAGAGGAAGAAGAGGAGGAGGACGAGGACGACGAGGAGGAAGAGAGAGGACUUGGACGACGAGAAGAAAUUAAUAGCAGCAGGAGUAACAGAGAUUGGUGGAGAUAUCGCGAUACCGAGAGUAUCGGCACCACCAUCAUCGCGACUAGCAAGAAAACAGGCGACUCGAGGUCGCGAAGCAGAUCGGCCGACAGGCCAUCAUCGAGCGAGAGGAAAAAUAUCGGUAGCAGGGUGGAGGAGGAGCAAUAUGCCGCGCGCAGGAGUUACAUGGAGUCCGGUACAGGAGCCGUAUUGCCACCUCCUGCGACCGCUCUCAAGCUGACCAGGGGGCGAACAAGCAGCAGCACCGUUGCUCGGUACCUGCACUCGGCCAGUACCAAUACCGGCCAACAUUAUCACCAUCAUCAUCACGGCUUACACAGUCAACAUCCGGCCGGAGGUGCGACCAGGCCGAGCGUCAGGCAUCAUCAUCAACAUCGCUCAAGCCGCGGAUUCUUCAGUAAUGAGACGCAGGAAGAGAUACAGGAGGACGAUGAAGCUACUCUACGGGAGUUGCUUGUAAGUCUGCAGAAACAGGUCAGCGUUAUGAGUAUGAACUUGAGUGCCAAGUUGGACGAGCUGCAGCGGGGUGACCGCCAGCUGGAGACUACUGUCGCCCUGUGUGAGAUACGCACGCAGCUACAGGAGCUCACCAAAAGUGUUGAGUCUUGCCAGAGUGAAGUCAGCGAGGUGAAGAGGGAUAUGGUUGCAAUUAAGCACGAGCUAGACACUGUGCAGCAAGUAAAAGAAGAGAUAGAGGAAUUACGAGAAUAUGUAGAUCGUCUGGAAGAACAUUCACACCGGCGAAAACUCAGACUGUUGGAACAGGGCUUAACAUUUUUCUUAUCGUAUGCAAUAUUGGCGGCUGUUUUGGGCAUGUUGCAAUUUGGAUAUAACACAGGAGUCAUUAACGCUCCCGAAGUGAAUAUAGAGAAUUUUAUGAAAGAUGUAUACAAAAAUAGAUACGGAGAGGAUAUUACUGACGACUCUGUUAAGAAACUGUAUUCUAUAGCGGUGAGCAUAUUUGCGAUUGGUGGUAUGCUAGGUGGUUUUAGCGGAGGAAUAAUUGCCAACAGAUUUGGCAGAAAGGGGGGCUUACUGCUAAACAACGUGCUGGGCAUCGUGGGGGCAUGCCUGAUGGGUUGUACAAAGAUUGCUCACUCUUACGAAAUGUUGUUCUUUGGACGGUUCAUCAUCGGUGUCAAUUGUGGCUUAAAUACCUCAUUGGUUCCCAUGUACAUAUCGGAAAUAGCACCACUGAACCUAAGAGGUGGCCUAGGCACGGUGAACCAGCUCGCUGUUACGGUGGGCCUCCUGGUCUCCCAGGUGCUGGGCAUCGAGCAAAUCCUUGGGACAAACGAGGGUUGGCCUGUUCUCUUAGGAUUAGCUAUCUGUCCUGCCAUUCUACAAUUAUUAUUGCUUCCAAUAUGUCCCGAAUCUCCAAGAUACUUACUUAUUACUAAACAAUGGGAGGAAGAAGCACGGAAAGCUUUAAGAAGAUUAAGAGCUAGCAAUCAGGUAGAGGAAGAUAUCGAAGAGAUGAGAGCAGAGGAAAGAGCUCAACAAGCUGAAUCCACGAUCUCUAUGACAGAACUUAUAUGUAGUCCAACAUUAAGAGCACCUCUUGUAAUUGGUGUGGUCAUGCAACUUUCACAACAGCUGUCUGGUAUUAAUGCCGUAUUUUACUAUUCUACGAGUUUGUUCACCAGUUCAGGUUUAACAGAGGAAAGUGCUAAAUUUGCAACCAUAGGCAUAGGUGCCAUUAUGGUUGGUAUGACGCUAGUUUCGAUCCCACUUAUGGAUAGGACAGGAAGACGUACCUUACAUUUGUACGGUCUUGGUGGCAUGUUUAUCUUUUCAAUAUUCAUCACAAUUUCGUUUCUUAUAAAGGAGUUUUUUGGUUACGUACAGGAAAUGAUUGACUGGAUGUCCUAUCUAUCGGUCGUAUCGACGCUUAGUUUCGUGGUAUUCUUUGCUGUGGGGCCUGGAUCUAUUCCUUGGAUGAUUACAGCAGAGUUGUUUUCGCAAGGCCCUAGACCUGCUGCUAUGUCCAUUGCAGUUCUUGUCAAUUGGAUGGCUAAUUUUUUGGUUGGCAUUGGUUUUCCAAGCAUGAAGUCUAGCCUUGAAAACUACACGUUCCUACCGUUCAGUGCAUUCCUAGCCAUCUUCUGGAUCUUCACUUACAAGAAGGUUCCUGAGACCAAAAAUAAAACCUUUGAAGAAAUUCUAGCUUUAUUCAGACAUGGUAACGACAGAAGCAGCUUGCGAGACAGCAGACUUUACGGGAGCAUGCUAAACUGUGUGAAUGCAUUAGAGGGACACAUACCGCCAGCAGAGAGUGCAGCCCUGAUGGUGGCAGAAGAGAAGCCACAUCCAGAUUCAUUUGUGUUUGCAGCUGGAUCCGAGCGAUCUUCCGUCGCUCCCGCUCAACCGGAGAGGCCACCGCCCCCGCUUCCCCCGCCACGCUUUCCGAACAGCGGUGUCUGACAAUGGGAAACAACUCCUCUUAAUAUUGGUAAUCUGAUGAUCAUGAACACUCCUAUUCCACUACCAUUGCUACUCACCACGAACAGUCUCAAUCUGGAGAAUCAGCUUUACGAGAUUAUCACGGAGAGUAGCAAAGCUUGUGCAGUCUUUUUGAGGAACAGUUUACGUCGUGCUACGAAUGCGACGAAUUCCGGAUGGAGCUACGUUGAGAACCUGGAACGUGCCAGGACCUACGAAGAAUCCUGAAGAGAGAGAGAGAGAGAGAGAGAGAGAGAGAGAGAGAGAGAGAGAGA